Bicyclus anynana (squinting bush brown) is the source of this 1068-nucleotide messenger RNA. RefSeq lists its product as uncharacterized. The transcript has a single exon. The record is from RefSeq and is a predicted model, not a curated record. Lineage: Eukaryota; Metazoa; Arthropoda; Insecta; Lepidoptera; Nymphalidae. The coding region runs from base 1 to 1023 and encodes 340 amino acids.
AUGAGGCUUCUGACGUGCUUUACAACUUUCGCGCUGGUUGGACUGCUGACUGCCGCGCCCUCCCUUAGUGACGAUGAUAAGCUUGUCAUAACCAAGGAGUUUUACGUCCAAGAUUUCAUAAAAUACAAGUCUGACCAUGACAUUGUGAAAUUACUUGUACCUCUUAACUCGCUCAACUUUGACGAAGACGACUCAAGAUCUUCUGAAUCGAAUGAAGUAGACACUGACAUUAUUAUAUUCUUCGUCGAGGCUGACGUACAACCAGAUGGAAGCUAUAUAGAUAAGGGAUUGUAUGUGCUCAAGGAGGGAAAGGCUAAGAAACUCCUUGGCAACGGAAGGGACGCCGCUGCAUCCGGAGAUAGUAGCAGAAAAGUUUUCUUUGCAGCUAAAGACGGUCUCUAUGUGUACAACCCAGCCACUAAUUCUGCUGAAAAAUACGGAACAAUAACAGACAGCAUUGUAGGAAUUGCUAAAGAGAAGGAAGGUGAUGUUAUUUACAUCUUGACUGAAGGUCGUGAAGUGUACAAAGUUAGUGACAACGGUGAGAAAAAGGAGCUCUUAGAAGACGUUGUAAAAGCUAAGAAAAUUGUUUUGGAUUACGAAAGCAAUCUUUACUUCUAUUCCGAUGACAACGUACCCUACGUGCGCACUGGCGAUGGUGUGAAGAAAAUAGAAGGUCUCCCAGAAGUUUCUGGAAAGGUCACGUUAGUUAAACCACCAUUCUUUUUCGAAGAUGGUGUACCUUUUGUAACUGGUAAUCAAUUGUAUGUUAUUUACUCUAACGGGACGAGUGAACUAACCCCCAUAGAGUUCCAAUCUGAUACGUUGCCAACAGCGUACGCCCCGGAAGCCGGACUGAUUCAAUACUAUGCUUACGAUAAGAAAAUCUAUGAGUACAAUAUUUUAGCUUUACUUUUAGGUACCGUUAUUGAAGAGCUCGGCGAGUUCCUCAAUCAAAAGUCGACUGAUAUCAAUACCAUAGCUUCGAAACACGAAUCAUUGAAACGUAAAAUAAAAUCAUAAAGUCUAUUGAUUUUCUAAUAUUAAAAUAAAUUACAUUUAUGAAUA